AUGGCUCGAAACAAGGAGGGUUUGAUUUUGGUGCUUGAUGUUGGCCCAUCGAUGCACGCUUUUCUGCCAGAAGUAGAAAAAGUUUGUUCUAUGCUCAUACAGAAGAAGCUGAUUUUCAGCAAGUUUGAUGAGGUGGGGGUCGUGGCAUUUGGUACUGCAGAUACUAAAAAUGACUUGACAGUGGAAGUGGGUGGAUAUGACAAUGUCAAGGUUUUGCGGGAUAUAAAGGUUGUUGAUGGAGACCUUGUGGAAGCUUUACAUUGUCUUCCUCGAGGAACUGUACAUGGAGACUUUCUUGAUGCAAUUGUGGUUGGGAUGGAUAUGAUGAUUAAAAAGUACGGGCCCACCAACAAGGGGAAAAAACGCUUAUGUCUCAUAACUGAUGCAGCUACCCCAACCAAAGAUCCAUUCGAGGGGACAAAAGAGGAUCAAGUGAAGACUGUUGCCCAGCAAAUGAGUACACAUGGCAUGAAGAUGGACUGUGUCAUUGUCAGAGCAAAACAAGGCUCGGGCAUCGAAAAGGAGGUCUUGGAUGAGAAUGAUUUCCUGCUGAGUAUAUUCUCCCACAAAUCUUCGAAAGUGUAUGUUGAGAGUGGAGUUUCACUAUUAGGUGCUCUUCGGACUCGUAAUAUAUCACCUGUAACUGUGUACAGAGGCGAUUUCGAACUGAGCCCUAACGUUAAGAUCAAGGUAUGGGUCUACAAGAAAACAUGUGAAGAGAAAUUCCCCACCUUCAAGAAGUAUUCAGAUAAAGCGCCUCCCACAGAUAAAUUUGCCACACAUGAAAUCAAGGUUGAUUACGAGUACAAAUGCAUUGACAAUCCUGGUAGAGUUAUACCACCCGAACAAAGGAUCAGAGGGUACCGAUAUGGUCCUCAGGUAAUCCCUAUAUCAUCUGCUGAGUUGGAUGCUGUCAAGUUCAAACCAGAGAAAGGCGUGAAGCUUCUAGGUUUUACAAAGGCUUCAAAUGUCAUGAGGCACUAUUACAUGAAAGAUGUCAACAUCUUCAUUGCUGAACCUGGAAAGACAAAGGCAAUUAAUGCGAUUUCUGCAUUAGCAAGAGCAAUGAAGGAAAUGAAUAAAGUAGCUAUUGUACGUUGUGUUUGGAGACAAGGGCAGACGAAUGUUGUCAUUGGGGUGCUAACUCCUAAUAUAUCCGAGAAAGAUAAUGUUCCGGAUUCAUUCUAUUUCAACAUACUUCCUUUUGCGGAGGAUGUGAGGGAGUUCCAGUUUCCAUCUCUUAGCAAUCUGCCUUCGUCAAUGCAGCCAAACGCACAACAGCAAGAGGCUGCAGAUAAGUUGGUCCAAAUGCUUGAUCUUGCUCCACCUGGCAGAGAGGAAGCCUUGCAACCCAAUCUCACACCAAAUCCUGUUCUAGAGCGUUAUUACCGCACACUCGAGCUGAAAUCUAAGGACCCACAUGCGGCAGUCCCUCCACUCGAUGAGACCCUCAGAAGAAUUACAGAACCUGACCCGGAACUUAUUUCUCAAAACGAAGCUGUGAUUAAUGAGUUCCGAAGGUGCUUUGAGGUCAAAGAGAAUCCAAAGCUGAAAAAAUCGUCACGAAGAGUAUUUAGAGAAAUACCUUCAGGGUCAAAUGAGGAGGGAGAGGGUACUGGUACCAGUGGCCAAGCCAUGGAUGCUAUUGAAUAUACAUCCGAAGUCAAAGUCGAGAAAAUUGGGGAUUCGAAUCCCAUUCAAGACUUUGAAGCCAUGAUUUCCCGAAGAGAUAGUCCACAGUGGGUUGGUAAAGCUAUUCAGAGCAUGAAAGAUAAGAUAUUUAAUCUUCUUGAGAAAACUUUUGAUGGAGAUAGCUAUCAGAAAGUGCUGGAAUAUAUAGUCGGUCUACGCAAGGGAUGCAUUCUGGAGCAGGAACCAAAACUGUUCAAUGAUUUCUUGCACCAACUACACAAGUUCGCCAGUGACAAUCAUCUUAAAAACUUUUCCGAAUAUUUGGCAUCGAAGGAAGUGAUGCUAAUAAGCAAGAAUGAAGCACCCGAGAGUGAUAUUCCGGAGAAUGAAGCAAGAAUAUUCAUGGUGAAAGAGGAACCGAAAUCUGAGGAGUCGUGA
Striga hermonthica is the source of this 2070-nucleotide messenger RNA. The record is from the annotation of a GenBank genome assembly. Lineage: Eukaryota; Viridiplantae; Streptophyta; Magnoliopsida; Lamiales; Orobanchaceae.